This is a messenger RNA of Argentina anserina (silverweed cinquefoil), 1687 nucleotides long. RefSeq names its product ethylene-responsive transcription factor ABR1-like. The record is from RefSeq and is a predicted model, not a curated record. The coding region runs from base 366 to 1538 and encodes 390 amino acids. Gene Ontology annotation, biological process: ethylene-activated signaling pathway; regulation of DNA-templated transcription. The transcript has 2 exons. Gene Ontology annotation, molecular function: DNA-binding transcription factor activity; DNA binding. Lineage: Eukaryota; Viridiplantae; Streptophyta; Magnoliopsida; Rosales; Rosaceae.
UUCCCAUCACUUAUAUAAUUCAUUUCGAUGCAACAAAAACAAGAACGAGCUAGAUGUUCUAAUCUGUUACAAUUACUUCGUCCUGAAUUAAGCUAAGCUUCUGAUGACAGCCCAGCAACAGAGACCGACCGACUUCAAUAUUUUCAACACACCACUGUCUACUCCCAUGGCGGCGUUAAACUAAUAAUCCCUCCAAUCUAUUCCACCGCCUCCACAACUCGGUGAGCCUAUAUAUUUUCGACGCCGGUUCAAACCCAACUUAGUGCCACGCCUCAUACCGGGUCGUAGUCGUGUUUCGACAACGUGAAAGUUGAUAAGCUUAGGCUAGGUUUGAAGUUUACGUACUUCAUUUCCUUGUGAAAUAUAUGUGUUUUCCAAAGGUGGCGAAUUCCAGUAGAGACAGAGACGACGAGCGCGCCGCCGCGGCGGGGCAAGGAAAUGAGACCCUACAGGGUGAAGAACAGAGAGACCUUAAUGAAGAGUGGCUGCUAUUCGAGCCGCUGCUGUAUUCUCAGCAGCAACGACGAGGCGGUGGUGGCGGCGGUGGAGGGAUAGUGGCGUCGUCGUCAAAGCUGUUGAGGUUGGAUAGGGAGAGGGAGAUGUCUGCUAUGGUGUCGGCUUUGACGCAUGUUGUGACCGGAGAGGAGCAUACUCGGUUUGAUGAAGUUGAUGGCUUGGCUUCGUCGGCGGGGACUGGUUUGUGGGGCGGCGUUGGCAACAAGAGAGUAAGAGAGGAGGAUUGUGAUGGCCGUGGACAGAAUAUAUCGGAGGUUUCAAGGCUUUGUAGAGCAUUUGGUGAUUUCCCACAGCAGGGCUCAUCUUCCUCCUCUGUUUUACCAGAGAACUCGAACUCAAGAAAUAGGAGUAAUACAACCACACCAGCUAUACAAACAGCAUAUGAAUAUAGCGCACCUCAAAUAUCAGAGCAACCAGUAAGGAGAAAAUACAGAGGAGUGAGGCAGAGGCCAUGGGGAAAAUGGGCAGCAGAGAUCAGAGACCCAUUUAAGGCUGCCAGAGUUUGGCUAGGCACAUUCGAUACGGCUGAAUCCGCCGCACAAGCCUAUGAUACAGCUGCCCUGCGCUUCCGAGGCAACAAGGCGAAACUCAACUUCCCGGAAAACGUCAGACUCCGAUCACUGCCCUCAUCAGCUGCAGAAUAUGUUAGUCCAAUGACGAUUCAACCUACAGGUUCAGGUUAUUCAAAUGCACUUGUGUCCGUUGCUACAUCCACCGAGCCUGUUGUUCGCUCCCAAGUAGCAGUUUCAUUUCAACAACAAAGGCCACCUAUGAGUCUUUAUGACCAGAUGGUUUUAUUAUCUUCGUCUUCAUCUCCAUCUGCUACUACUUCUUCUUCCACAUUUGCCUCCUCUGUUUCCUCAGCUUCUUCUUCUCCCCCACCUCCGGCCUUUUCGUCACGUUUUAUGACUCAGGCAACGUCACCAGUUCAUCUUAGACAAGCCACUGGCGAUCAGAGUGACGAAGCUGAUUUUUCAGUGCAGCAGCACCGAUCAAUGAGCUCCGGCCAUUAUACUUCCUAGACGAUAGCUUUCACCAUUUUUUGUUUCUCCUGUUUCUUUUUUUUCACUGAACAUGAUAUGGUUUUCGGUUGUGAAAUCCGUCACGUUCUGGUUAUAGUUUCUGUAUCAUUCCCCUAGUGUUGCUCAUAAAUACAAAAACAUUUAGUUUG